AUGGUUAAGACAUCCUCAGAUUCUUCCUCCUCCUCCAACACUCUUGAGCCCAAGUACAAGGGCGUGAGGUUGAGGAAAUGGGGGAAAUACGUGUCCGAAAUUCGCCUCCCCAACUGCCGCGAACGCAUAUGGCUGGGCUCGUACGACUCAGCCGAGAAGGCCGCCCGGGCCUUCGACGCGGCCCUCUUCUGCCUCCGUGGGCCCGGCGCCAAGUUCAACUUCCCAGAGGACCCCCCAGAAAUUCCGGGCCGCCAGGGUUUGAGCCCGGCUGAAAUACAGGCCGUGGCCCAGCACUAUGGUAAUAGCUACGCUGGCCCAGGGAAUAAUGAUCAGAGGCAGAUGGGCCGGACUGGAGGGGAGGCCCACCAGUUUCGGGCCAGGGACUCGAUUGAUUGGUCUUUCUUGGAUGUGUUGGACUCGGAUGAAGGCCGCGUCUCGGACUUUACCCAAUUUCACGAGCCAUGUGAUAUGUACUUGACGCAACCGCAUUUUCCAGAUAAUGGUGAUGAUGGGGACGAAGAUGGGAAUGGUGGUAAUAUUAAUAUGCAGUCUUUUCUAUGGAACUUCUGA
Striga asiatica is the source of this 570-nucleotide messenger RNA. The record is from the annotation of a GenBank genome assembly. Lineage: Eukaryota; Viridiplantae; Streptophyta; Magnoliopsida; Lamiales; Orobanchaceae.